UAACAAUAGUUUCUCUUCGUUAUUGUUUUAUCUGUCAACACCAAGAUGUCCGCCGAUUGUGAUUUUCAUUAAGUUGACAAAGAUUAGGAAUAAUUUUAACAGUAUUGUGACGUUGUGUAUAUUAAAUUAUUCUAUACCACAUGAAUUGCGGUGCUUAACCCAGUUUCAAUAACGAGAAUGGUUAAGAAAAAGCGACAAAGCGAUCCAACCGAGAACGGCGACGAAUCGACGGAAUCGUGCGAUGAGUCUGCAAAGUCCACAUGCCCUCAUGUCGCUAAGGCGGUGGAUCUCACCAAACUAAAAAGAUCCCUUAAAACCAAUGGCUUUGAGAAGGAAUGCACUGAAUGUAAGAAAAGUCCCAAAACUGAGGUAGAAGAUCCAAAUUUUGAAAUAGAUCAGACUCUGUGGAUGUGCUUGAGAUGUGGUUCUCAAUUAUGUGGAAGAGCAAGAAAUAAACAUGCUCUCAAUCACUUCAACACUCCUCAUUCAGAUUGUCACGCCCUCACUUCUAACACCACCACCUGGGAAGUGUACUGCUACAAUUGCAAUAAUGAAGUGACAGCAACAAGUUCUAAAAAACUACAUGAAUGUAUUGAAUAUCUCAAAAAGCAAGCAAAUGGUAACCCAAGACUACCUCCAAUAGAACUAUACCAUGAAUCACCUGCCCUUAACAACUUGGAUCUCUCUGUGCCUGUAGACAGUAUAAUAACAAUUGAGAAAGGAAAAGAUAAAGCUAUGGCUUUGAACUUUCCUCGAGUCCGAGGGCUUACAAACCUUGGUAACACUUGCUUCUUUAAUUCAGUAAUGCAGUGUCUAGUACAGACACCAUAUUUAUUGAAUGUUUUGCAAGAAAUGGCUGCACCAGGAGAAAGGUUUUCUUUACCUGGUGGAAAGUUGACAAUUAAAGAGGAAAAUGGUGAUGAUGGCAAGGAAAUUGAACUUCCACCAAUAACAGGACAAUUAGGAGAAUGGGGCAUGCUGACAAGGACUCUCUCCGAAACACUGGAAGAACUUCAAACUGGUGAUGGGUGUGUGUACACUCCACGCAAGCUGCUUUCAGCCCUUGUUAAUAAGCUUCCACAGUUUGGUGGAGGUGACCAGCAUGAUUCACAUGAGUUGCUCCGGCACCUCUUAGAAGCUGUCAGAUCUGAAGACUUGAGACGUUAUCAGUCAGUGAUUUUAAGUAGUUUGGGAAUGAGCUCCAAAGUGGACCCGGCUAAAGUAGAUUUUGAGUUAAAGCAGAAAGUGAAGUUCUAUGGUCAGCAGGCUUCUGACACCAUGUUGAAACCAGAACAGGUUUUCCGUGGAUUCCUAGUUUCGACACUUGAAUGCCAGGAUUGUUAUCAUCAGUCGGAUAGAGUUGAAUACUUCCUAGACCUGUCUUUGCCUGUGGCAGCUUCAAGACCCCAACCCCCUGCAGUCACUAGAAGAAAAACUAACGAUGAGAACCUGUUCACCACACAAGAUGAGAAACAGUCUAAACAUCAACAGAAAAAAGAAAGAAUUGCUGCAAGGAAAGCUGCUAGGAAGAACAAAGGUACAUCGAAAGAUAAAAGUGGUGAAACAAACGGAAAAGACGAUGGUAAGUCAUCUUCUGAGCAAUCUGAUGCAGAUAUAGAGGAUAAUAUAGAAGAACAGCCGAAAGUUACUGCGACCACCAGCACCCCGUCUCUACCGCACACCGCAGAAAACUUUGCGUCUUACCAUAUGGAGUCUGGGUACAACUCAGAAAAAGUCAUUAGUUCAAACUCCAUCCGCAUUGAUUUUGAUUUUAUCCCUGUUGAUUUGGAUAAAGAGAAAUCUGAUAAUACGCCAGAGUCAACAGACAAAGAUAAAGCUGAAUACUCUGAAGCGUCAACUUCUACCAUACCAGUUGUCCUUGAUUACAAACCAUUGGAGAAUUUUUCCAAUCCUGAUUCAGGGGUAGCCAGUCCAGAUGCAACGAAACAUAACUCGACAGAAACUGUCGAUAAUGUGGAUUCGCCUAUAAAUGGUAAAGAGUUAGGUAGCCAUAGCUCGCUUUGCAGUGACGUCAAUUUGGACCUCUCCAGUCCACAGCAUAAACUAUCACCAGUCAAGAACGAAUAUGAGCGACCGGUUUCCAGGAUAUCUUUUGCUCCAGAAUAUUCAAACGAAGUUAUCGAUCUAGGUAUUAGCACACAAGCUAGUCGAGAUCUCUUGGAGCUCAACUGGGAAUUCAACUCUGUCGGCACAGAAGACACAACAGUUAAUAAGUUCAAUAAUACAGAAGUAAGCAAUAAACUCGACAAAUUGAUGUUGGAUGGAACUAAAAAAAAAGUAAAAACCAAACCUAUCUUCCCAUCACCUGUAAAAGAUAACAUAAUUGAAAUACCACCUAUUCCUCAACCAAAGUUCAACAAUUUUGAUGCUGACAGAAGUCUCAACCGUGAUUUUAUGUCGUUGCCACGUCAGAGCCCCCUAUCUCCCAGAUACCUGUGCGAUGAAGACGAGUGCAGCAUCCAAUCAUGUCUUAGCCAAUUCACGGCAUUGGAGUUACUCACUGAUAACAACAAAGUUGGCUGCGAAACAUGCACAAAGAGAAUCAAUGGCAAAAAUGGAAAAACUAUAUACACAAAUGCUUCGAAACGUUUUCUCGUUUCCAGUCCUCCAGCAAUUCUUAUUCUGCACUUGAAGAGAUUCCAAUUAGGACCACGUUGCAUGUUCCGAAAGAUGACCAAGCAUGUAGAUUUUCCAACCAUAUUAGAUUUAGCCCCAUUUUGCGCUAUGGAUAAGCUGAAGAAACUGCCAAAUGUUGCACGUGGACAGAGCCAGUUGCUGUACUCUUUAUACGGUAUCGUCGAGCACUCGGGUGGAAUGCACGGCGGGCAUUACGUCGCUUACGUGAAGGUUCGCCAGCCUGUCAAGCCUGGUGACCCGAGGUGGUGGUUCCUGCCGAAGAGUGCAAACAUACCAGCUUCCGGUAGUGGCGAUGCGGACGCCGACUCUGAAUCUGAUCUCUCUGGUUACGAAUCAGGUGAAGGCCCCUGUCCCGCUCCUGAAGCUCCACCUGGGAAAUGGUACUACGUAUCAGAUAGUAUGGUCUCCGAAGUGACAGAAGAAAAAGUCCUAAAGGCCCAAGCUUAUUUACUAUUCUACGAAAGGAUUUUAUAAAUCUUAAAGGAAGGAAGGACUGAAAACGGCCUAAAGACAAAGCCAAUAUUUGCGCGUUCAUCAUGAAUCCAUAGUAAAAAUUAUUUCAAUAUUAUGAUUCCCUCCUUAUUAUAGACCGUAAACACAUUUUUUUUUCAAUUUAUAUAUCAUUAGGGUAGAUUGUCCUUCAAUUUCAAAAGUAAUAUUUUAAUUAAAAAAUUGUAUGCGUUUGAAGUGUCUCCCAAGUUCCACAGUAAUAAUGUUAUUGUUCUAGGAUUUCAUGUUCUGCUUCUGUUUGUGACUUCUCUCGCGGUAACUGUUCAACAAGUGGAUAAAUAAAUGAUAAUUUCAGUUUGUGCACCCUCCCUUUCGAGAUGGUCAGAUAAACAUGAUAUUGUUGCCUUUAUCUAGUUCAGAGCUCAGAGGAGGCAGGUUGAACGUGUAAUAUUGGCUUGAGUUACACAGAUAACAUUGGAUAGCAUUUAGGUGGAAGACUGACGUUUCGUAGCAGGAAUCGUGUGCUUGCGCAUCUCUGUACAUAGCUUGUUCCCCCCACUAUUUUAAAUCCCUAAUCCGUCUGCCGUCAGUGUCAGCUUUACUCUAAUUAUGUUGUAAUUUAUAUUAAUUAAGGACCCGAAUGUUGCGUUUUGUAAUAUAAUUAUUAUUACUAUUUAUAAAGAAUGAAAUGCAGUGUUUAUUGUUCAACGGUAUUUGUAUGCUUUUAUUGUUUAAAUGUAUCAACAGUUCCUGUGAUUAACUUGUGCUAAGUUAUGCUGUUUUAUGAACUUUAUUGCCUGGUUAGUAUUGCUCGCGUAGCCUUUAGGCCCACUUGUGCGUAAGGUACACACUAACGGCCGUUCCCAAAAUUCAGUCUAUCUCUAACUUGAGAUAAAAAUCGUAACUAUCGUAAACUUUUCUGUCCCAAUAAACUUAUCGACGGUAACUCACCUUAUCCGUGCACGCUGUCUGUCAAUGGGACGACGUAUAGCUGCUUACCAGCGAUGUAAAAUUUGUAUGGAAAUUGCAAUUCACGCGUAUACGUACACCGUAUACCCGUACGGAUAUAAGGCGAUAAGGAUGACUUAUCGCGUAUAUUGGGACAGCUUCAGAUUAUUGACAGCUAAUUACUGACACUAGAAGGUAGUAAUUUAUCUCUUCUUUAAAAAAAACGGCCGUUCUCUACGUAAAGGAUGUCUGAUAUGUCGGAUACACUGAAUAAGGGUUAAUCCAAAUUGCAGCAAAUUUUGUAUAACAUCAGCAGCAUUUUUAAUAAAUUAUGCCAAUUUCUAUAAAAUAUUUCUUAUCUAUGGAAGUCAGGCAUCGUAAUAUCUUAUCUUGUAAACAUUAAUCAUAAUAAUUAUAUAAAAUAUAUUUUUUUAAGUAAAUAAAAUUAUAAAUUUAUUGUUUCAUGCAUCUUUUGCGUGCUUUAAUUGUUUCACUAAUAAUUUCGAACAAAUAUGUGAUAAAUAUUUAUCUCUUAAAAUUUAGUUAAUUUUUUUUUAGACCGCUUUGGUCGUAUCGGUUAGAUGAGAACCGCAAUAAAAUUGAAUUGUUUAAUGUUACCAAUUAUUUGUAUUAAGUAUAUCUCAAUUUAUCAGGUUAGCCCUGUUACUUGUGAUUUGGCAACACUUAUGAUUGUUUAUGGUCCAGUCUUCCAUAGCACGUAACAUUUCAUCUCUAUCAUUCGUGCCUUUGGAUGGAUUUUACUAUUGUUUUUGGAUUAUUUUAAAACGAAUGCUCAAUAUAUUAAUUAAUACAUAUUAUUAUGUCGUGUUAUUUUAUCAUCUAUAAUAGAUUAUAAACGAAUGUAUAUCGCUUUAUAAAAAAAAUAAUCAUAUCUUCUAUUAUGCGUGUAUUUUUCAAUUAUAGUAACACUAUUAAGCCGCGUUGUCGUUUCCCUGAGUGGUUAUUUAUUAAAAAAAAAUUGCUUAAUUUUUCGAUUGGCCUUUAAAGGAGUUCUCUUUAGCCUUAAUUGUAUUUUAAUGUAUAAGUGUUGCUAUAAUUUGAUUUAUUAUGUUACGUUUGUCAGGUAUUGUGGUGUCUGACCCUGAGUUGAAUUAUGUUAUGUGUAGUGAUAAAUUUGUAUAUUAUUGUAGUGACCCAUAAUUGUGUUGAACAGGUGUAUUAAAUAAUAUAGUUAUAAA
Molecule: messenger RNA, 5255 nt
Organism: Leptidea sinapis
Lineage: Eukaryota; Metazoa; Arthropoda; Insecta; Lepidoptera; Pieridae
Gene: Usp16-45
Product: ubiquitin carboxyl-terminal hydrolase 16
Exons: 7
Coding region: 178-3132 (984 amino acids)
Biological process (GO): protein deubiquitination
Cellular component (GO): nucleus; cytosol
Molecular function (GO): zinc ion binding; cysteine-type endopeptidase activity; cysteine-type deubiquitinase activity
Source: RefSeq, a predicted model, not a curated record